AUGUCGACGAGACCAUCAACUCCAGUAUCUCACGCUGGCGAAGACAUGCCAUGGGAAUACACUGAACCCGCACAAGCACUCGUCAAGGGCAUGAAGAAGCUCAUGGAAGAUGGCAACGACCUCUCCGACUUCACCCUUGUGGCUGACGGCGGCAAAGAGUGGAAGGUCCACAAAGUCGUCCUCUUCAUGCACUCCGAUGUCCUCUACACCAUGAGCUCCAGCCCUACCUUCAUAGAGAGCAAGACAGGCCGCGCCGAGCUUAACGACCUCAACGGCAAGCCCCUUGAUGCACAGCUUGUCGAUGCCUUGGUCCGCUACCUCUACCGUCAAGAUUUGCCACUCCAAUGGCAAGCCAAGAGGGAACCGGGAUGGGGUAGCAUUUGCGGCGGCCACACCAUACUUACGGAGCUUGCUGAGGAAGUCGAGGAUUUGAACAUCAGCAACGGCGACGACGACGAGGACGGCAGUCAACCUCCUAUACCUACCCGCUUAACGACCCCCCUCGACGAGCUUGAAUGGCCAGAUCUUCGCCAAGCCGCCAUGGCGCACAACUUCGAGCAAGCACUCGAGUGGAAGUGGGAUGACUGCGACGCCCAUCCCAACCACGGCAUCGACUUCUUCCUUUCCAUCGCUGCCAUGGCAGACAUGUACAACAUCCAACCCCUCAAGGCCUUGGCCAUUUCUCACAUCGAGAAUUACGCCAACUGCGACAUGCCAAGCAAGCUGGAAACGGUCAUCGACAAGCUCUGCGCUGCGGAGGCAGUACCUGAUGAGGUACGUCAUGCGGUUGUCGAGAUCACCGCUUGGAAGAUUGGGAAGCUCCACACUGCAGAGGGUGGUGGAUUGCUGGAGCGUCACCCAGAGUUUGCGUUGGAGGUGUUCAAGAAAGUGGUCCAGCGCGAGAAUCAGAAGAUGGAGAGCGAGAAGGCAGCGGCGAAGAGUCGGCGCGAUGCGUGGGUCAUCCAUCUCGCCCGCCAUGAUAACUGGGCUGUUGAUGCUGAUUAUCCAUAG
This is a messenger RNA of Fulvia fulva, 1011 nucleotides long. RefSeq lists its product as uncharacterized. Gene Ontology annotation, biological process: regulation of proteolysis; proteasome-mediated ubiquitin-dependent protein catabolic process. The transcript has 2 exons. Gene Ontology annotation, cellular component: cytoplasm. Bases 1 to 1011 code for a protein of 336 amino acids. Lineage: Eukaryota; Fungi; Ascomycota; Dothideomycetes; Mycosphaerellales; Mycosphaerellaceae. The record is from RefSeq and is a predicted model, not a curated record. Gene Ontology annotation, molecular function: ubiquitin protein ligase binding.